GAAGAAGUCGCCUGCUGGUGACGUAUUUUCACCGCGACGCUCAACUUUAGCGGGAGAGCUUACAUUUAAAGCGUUUUCUGGAAGAAAGUAACUUUAUUUAGGUGUAAAAAUGCUUAAAAGGAAAUCAAGCAGCUCCGAAAAGAAAAGGAAACACUCGCAGUCUGAAGAACGACACGAAAGCAGCAAACGAAGAGGUACAGAAUCCAACUUAGAGGAGUCCAAGGAUGAACUGGCCGACCCAGAGCUGGACAGGAUUGGCAGUGACAUAGAGGAAGGAGGACUGGAUCUCAGCCUGCCCUUCCAGCCCAUCACAGCUUAUGUCAGUGACAAGUCAGAGAUGCUGCAGCAGUGUUUCCAUGUGUUGGGGGAGAAGAAGCUGAGGAAGAUGCUGCCUGAUGAGCUCAAGGACUGUAGUUUAGAAGAAAUCAAAACUCUCUGCCAGGAGCAACUGGAGACGAUCUCGGAGAAAAAUCUCAUUCAGAUCUUAGCAGGGGAAGAGCUGACAAGUGGAAAUGGCAACGAAAACUCUGAGGAGACCUCAGAGAGUCAGCAAGACAGUAAUGUAGACUCUACAUCAUGCCUCAAGGAAACUGCAAAAACUGAGGACCCAAAGCAAGAAGGUGGAGGCUCAGGAGAGGAAAGCGACGUUCUGAGCAUCAAUGCAGACACUUACGAUAGUGACAUAGAAGGAACGAAAGAAGAGCAAAAUGUGAAAUCUGUGGAUGUGGCAGUGAAAGCAGGAGACACUGGAGGGCAAAGCUCCAACCCGAAUGCAAACCCUGCAAAUCCAGAGCCUAAGAAAGACAUUCAAAGCGACAUUGACAAGAGCGUUAGUGAGAUUUUGGCCUUUUCUUCAAGCAAAGAUGUCGCUAAAGAACAGCCGCUACAACCUGCAGAUGUGAACUUACCUGCUCAGGCCGUUUCCAGCGGCACUGCUGCAGUUUGUCAGCCAUCGAUUCAGCAACUGGAGCUGCUGGAGCUGGAAAUGAGGGCGAGGGCCAUAAAGGCUCUGAUGAAAGCAAGUGAUGGGAAAAAGAAAGUGGCGUAACUAAAAAUCUUCAGCAUGUUUUAGUGUAAAAAUGAUGAUCUGUUGCUUGUGGUUGAAGUAUGUGACUCACCGGCUGAUUUGUUGUUGGGUGAAUGUCAUUUUGCUCCAUAUUGGAAUUAUUUUCAUGUGAAAUUAAACCUGUAAGCCUGU
Amphiprion ocellaris (clown anemonefish) is the source of this 1198-nucleotide messenger RNA. RefSeq names its product caspase activity and apoptosis inhibitor 1. NCBI's taxonomy places the organism in Eukaryota, Metazoa, Chordata, Actinopteri, Pomacentridae. The coding region runs from base 110 to 1048 and encodes 312 amino acids. The record is from RefSeq and is a predicted model, not a curated record. The transcript is spliced from 6 exons.